Messenger RNA from Mizuhopecten yessoensis (Yesso scallop), 3906 nucleotides. RefSeq names its product microfibril-associated glycoprotein 4-like. The transcript is spliced from 4 exons. The coding region runs from base 283 to 1458 and encodes 391 amino acids. NCBI's taxonomy places the organism in Eukaryota, Metazoa, Mollusca, Bivalvia, Pectinida, Pectinidae. The record is from RefSeq and is a predicted model, not a curated record.
AAAUGAUUUAUCCCAACAAAGGGAAACAACUGGCAGUGAAUUAAACUGCGCAGACUAAUGAAUCUCUGUUUAAAGUGGAUGAACUAAUCAUUGAAGAGUACGCUGCAAGGAGGUGAAAAUGUGUUCACAAACAUCAAGUCGCCCCCUGGUGGGACCCCCUAGGGUAUCAGGCGUUCCUUUAAUUUGAUUCUGCGAACAAUGUUUAGGAAUACAUCGCUGUGACAAUGGACUGGGAUCUACAACAGGACGUUUAACCUACUCCACAUUCCAAAUAUAAGGGCCAUGGGAGCUACUGGAAUAACACUUGUGUUGGCUUGUGUGCUGAGUGUGACGACAGCACAGCCUGAAGCGAGCAUCUGUCAGUCCAUGGACUAUCGUGCCCUCGAUAGGGAGCUUCAGAAUGAGCACCAAUGUAUGAUCCUUGAGAAGUUACAACGAGACUUUGAAGCCGAUAAAAACUCACGAGAGACCCUCCUCGAAGACCUUGUGCGGAGAAUAGACAAGCUCAGCAAAAAGAUCUCUAAACUCAGGAGAUCAAAGGAGGAUGAGAGAGAAAAACCAUUGAAAUUUGCACCGGCACUAAAGGGUGUGCCUCUUAUCCGAGACUGCCAUGAGCUGCUUAUGAACGGUAUUACCAAAAGUGGCGUGUACUCUAUUAAACUGCCAAUGGGCCGCAUUGUCAAUGUCUGGUGUGACAUGGACACAGAUCAUGGUGGUUGGACAGUCAUCCAGCGACGUAUGGAUGGUAGCGUAAACUUCACUCGGCCGUGGGACGACUAUACAUUUGGGUUUGGUAACGCCAACUCUGAGUACUGGCUAGGGAACGAGAACCUGUACCAGAUGACUACCUAUUACAACUAUACAUUGAGAAUAGACAUGUAUGACUGGGAAAAUGGUACGGCCUUCGCUGAAUAUGGCAUCUUCUUUGUAUCCUCCGAACAGACCGGUUUCCGUCUCAACAUCGGGCAAUUCAAGGGCACUGCAGGGGAUGCCCUUAGUUACCAUAAUGACAUGAAAUUCACCACAAUAGACCGGGAUAAUGACAAAUGGUUUCUCAACUGUGGUGCUAAAGAUGGCGCUGGAUGGUGGUACAAGAAUUGUGGUUAUUCAUCUCUCAACGGCCUCUAUGUCACCGACACGAACCACACUAUAACACCUGAUGGAAUCAUCCGAGGAAUUAUAUGGUUCCACUGGAAGUGGAUGUAUGACUACUCUUUACGGCAAACCGAGAUAAAGAUAAAACCCACGCUCGCUCUAAAGAUAGAACGUGAGGUCUUCCCAGACCUCGAGGACAACAUUCCGAUGAGAGAGAACGUACCACAGACGGAGGUAGGAAUAGAGGAACCCCUAGAGGAGGAGGAGGUGGAGGAAGAGGAGGAAGAGGAAGUGGAAGACGAGGAAGAGGAGGAUCGAGAUACGCAGGAGGACAGCGAUUCAUUGGGGGAUUCUCUAGGGUGAUUAUGUAUACAUACUUGCAAAGAAAUAUUAAAAACCCUGCUAAACAUCAUUGUUGUAAUUUUUCUAAAUGAUGAAUGUUUUGAAAAAAUGCCAUCCAUUUUUGUUUCAUAUCAGUAUGUAUUUCAAGGUGAUCAUCAAUAUCAUCUAUAUCUUCACAAUUACAGAAUGAUAUUCUUAAAUCUUCACGUUAUUUAGGUCUUAACAUUUUUAUUGAACUGCAAUGGGCUUGUUACCAGGCAUUGGGCUUAUUACAGGAAAAUUAUGGUACUGAUGCAACUCUAAGUGAUGUCUUUUCUGAUUUACCUGGAAUUUUCCGUGACUUUCAUUCAUACAAAGUGCAAAAACAAGCUUAUUACAUGAUUUAUCAAUCUCCUGCAAUCUGAUUGGCGGAGAUCUACUUUGCUGACAGUGAUGUAAUGAUGUAUUAAACUCUGGAGUUCGACAUUAUGCCAAUUAAAUUUUUAUUGCAGUUUACAUGUGACUGAACAAUCCUGAUCAAGAACUGGUUCACCAGGACCAAUGACCCCAGUAAACCAAUUCCUUUACCAGGGCAAAAAUAGUCAGGCAUCAAAAAUAAAAAUAAUUAAAUGCUUUAUCAUAGAAGAAAUAGAAAUAAAUAAAGAUGUGUUUUAAAUUUCAAAAUUUAAUGACAAUCAUGCACAUCAUCGAAUGGAGCAAAAAAAUGAUGGGGAAAUAAACUUAUACCCUCAAAAUUUCCAUCCAAAUUGUCCUCAAAGUGUCAUGCUAAAUUGUUGACAAGGAUUGGGACUGUGAGGGAAACAUAAAUAUCAUCACAUGCUUUGAUAUGUUUGUCACCAUGACAUCAUACAAUUUGCCUUAACACAAGCUAUGUUUGAAUCAAUCAAGUCAAUUUCUAAUGCAUGGGAGAUAACUCCGUCAUAUGUUACUUUCCAUAUCCUAGCACGGACAUAUUGUAGUUCGUGUAAUUGAUUUAUACAGACAGUGAAUUGACAUGCCAUAGACAAUGGUUCCAUGUAAUAUUGAUUCCUUAUAGACAUACUGAUUUUUUAUAGACCAGACUUUUACCAAGAACAAUUGUAUGAAUUGUCAGGGAAUGAAUCAAUAUUUUAUCACAAACAUCAUAAAAUGAAUUGAACUGACACAUUUUGUGAAAAAUAUAACAGCUAAGAAAACAUGGAAAACGCCACAAAAUGUUUUUAGGCUUUGCAGCAAAUUCCUGACACAUCUAAUAGCAUAGACGAUCCAUGUUACAUCAAAAUGUGUGAUGUAGAACACAAAACAAAUCCUUUUUACCCACUGUAUAUAAAAUAUAUACCUGGUAUGUGAUGGUGUUUUUCUCACUUCAUAACAGAUUGAACAGGUGAUUAUAAAGAUGUAACACUUUUGCAUUCUUUGUUCAUUCAGAGAUAUACUUUUGAGUUGUACAGUAUAAUUAUAUUCAGGGCUCACAUUGGCACCUAUUUGCCUUGCUGGUGAUUUUUAGGCUACCAAUAAUUUGCCUUGCUGGUGAUUUUUUGGCCAAUAAAUUUCCUUGCUGGUGAUUUUUUGGCUAAUAAUUUGUCUUGUUGGUGAGUUUUUUUAGCUAAAAAUGUGCCUUCUUAGUGAUUUUUUUGCUACUAUUAAUUUGCCUUACUGGUGAUUUUUUUUAAAGCUUUUUGUAUUUACAUUUUUGGCUCACACACAGUUACUUGUUUACAAUACAGUGUACAAAGACCUAAGUAAUAUAACUCCUGCCUCCUUCAGUUGCUGCCUAUUGUUUUCCAAGGGGCCCCAUGUUGCCCCGGUUGGUGUGUCUGGUUAUAAAAGUCACCUUGACCCCUGUCAAUUAUAAAAUGUCUUUAAUGGACAGGUUCCCCAAUAGGGAUAUCUCUACUAAACAGAAGCAUCGUUUAUACACAAGGGGCCAUUGUUACAUGCUUGAUUGUGUUAUAAAAUGUGGGUAGGAAAAGGAGUCCUGGUAACAAUUACCUUUUUUAGCCAACUUCAUAAUACAUCAUAUGUUGUACAUAGAGGAACUUUGAUAAUCCAGUCAUCUUUAUUCCAAGUAAAAAUUACUUGAUUGUAAGAUGGGUGGAGUAGAUUACAGGAACAUUAUUAGGUCAAUCUCUUCAAUAAAAUACUGGCCUGAUGAAGGGACAUUUUACGUAGUUGCCAAAUAGUAAGACAUCAGGAUUAGUGGUGGCUGGAUAGUGGGACUACAAGAUAAGUGUAGGCUGGGUAGUGGGACUACAAGAUAAGUGUAGGCUGGAUAGUGGGACUGCAAGAUAAGUGUAGGCUGGAUAGUGGGACUUCAAGAUAAGUGGUGGCUGGAUAGUGGGACUACAAGAUAAGUGGUGGCUGGGUAGUUGGACUACAAGAUAAGUGUAGGCUGGAUAGUGGGACUACAAGAUAAGUGGUGGCUGGAUAGUUGAACUUCAAGAUAAGUGUAGGCGGGAUAGUGGGACUACUAGAUAAGUGUAGGCUGGG